Messenger RNA from Klebsormidium nitens, 1119 nucleotides. The record is from the annotation of a GenBank genome assembly. NCBI's taxonomy places the organism in Eukaryota, Viridiplantae, Streptophyta, Klebsormidiophyceae, Klebsormidiales, Klebsormidiaceae.
GGGUGGACAGGAAACCGGAAAUAUAAUUCGGACGGCCUAAUAUUCGAGACCUUGGAGGGCCAUUUUCAGUGGGAAUUUACAGACGGACGAAGGAGGUGCAUUUCAUGGGUGUUUAAGCUCGAGGGUAUUGCGAAUGUCCUUCCUCUCGCACAAUUAGCACCUCUCCGUGGGCUUACCAAGCUUGCCGUCCGUUGUGCACUGUUCUCUGUGGUUACGUCAGUAGGGUUUGGUAAAAGGAGUCGCCCUUGCACAGCCUUUUGUGUGUCGGCCUGAUAGUGAGGCUCACUACCUGGUGUGAUGGCUUCUGUUGCUGCAAAGCAUGCUGGCUCGCUCCAUGUCCAAUGCUGGGCAAAGCAGCCUUCUGCCGUAGAGGAUCAGAAGCUUUCAUCUUCUUGGGAGCACGCUGUAAUUUCGUCCGGAGCCAGCAGGAAGUCGGUGUGCAGAAUGCAGGUGAGGGGUUGGGGCCUCCCUCUGAAUACGUUGGGACCGCGUAUUCCGCAGCCCCGAGGCUGCAGGCGAGCAGUCGUUUCAUGCGACGCUAGGCAGCCACACAAGUCUGGUGCUGAACUUCCUGAGAAGCGGAGCCGGGGCGGCUUCCGGUUGCAGAGUGUUGCGUGGCUUCCCCUUGUGUUGGCCAUGGCGUCAGAGACUAUGACCGGCGAGAUCCAUGUGGAUCCUAGCAUGGAUUUCUACACCGACUGGCACUUCUCGCAGGAGUUCAUCAAGCACUUUUAUGUCGCAUUCAUUUGCUGCUUCUCCUUUGGGUGCGUGUACUUCGGCUCCUUGAAGGAUCCCUUCUAUGAGGGUCCUGAGUCCGGCUACCGGGAGGACGGCGGAAACGGAACGGCGCACUGGUUCUACGACGUGAAAGAGGAGGAGGAGGAGGCCAGCCGGGAGCAGCUGGCGAAGCAGGUGCUUGCGCUCGAGAUGGCGCAGAAGGAGAAGGUGGUCCGGCAGCUGGAGGAGCAGCUGACCGUCAGAGCCGAUUCUGCGGAGCCCAAGGAGACUGUCUCAUCCUUGUACUUUCUCGACAACAUCGCUGCAAAGGCGGUUUGUUUUUCACCAAAGAAGAAGCGGCGAAAAAUGGAUGGCCUAAAUUGUCUGCGAAUGAUCAGAUGA